This is a messenger RNA of Notothenia coriiceps (black rockcod), 1052 nucleotides long. RefSeq names its product epidermal growth factor receptor. The record is from RefSeq and is a predicted model, not a curated record. The coding region runs from base 156 to 1052 and encodes 298 amino acids. Lineage: Eukaryota; Metazoa; Chordata; Actinopteri; Perciformes; Nototheniidae. The transcript has 7 exons.
AAUCUGCGAGGAGGAGGAGCUGUCAAAGUUUCCCAGUGAAGGAAAAGUCUCUUAAGGAUAAAAAACACCUAAAGAUUUUUCAGUUUUGAUAAAGCGGAAUAUCGCCUGUUGUUGGCAUGGAAUGACACCUUGUGACCGGGAGCUUCAGAAACACGAUGGCAAGCCGUUUGGUGAAGUGGAUCAUUCUCACCUCUGUCUGCUUAGGCUGCUGUGCUCUGACGGAAAGGAAAGUAUGCCAAGGCAUCACAAAUCGUUUAAACCUCCUGGGUUCCAAAGAGGACCACUACCUGAACAUGGUGAAGACUUACAGCAACUGCACUGUCGUCUUGGAAAACCUGGAGAUCACCCACAUGGAGGGUCACCAUAACCUGUCCUUUCUCAUGUCAAUUGAAGAAGUGGGCGGCUAUGUGCUGAUAGCCCUCAACACAGCGGAGGAGAUUCCUCUGCAGAAUCUGCGCAUCAUUCGCGGUCAUUCGCUCUACGAGGGAUCGUUUGGCCUCGCUGUUCUUUCCAAUUAUGACAAGGUUACCGGUAACGCCACCAAGACGCUUCUUCUCACCAGCCUCACAGAAAUUCUUAAAGGAGGUGUAAAGUUUUUGUAUAACCAGCCCUGCAAUCUGGAAACGAUAAAGUGGUAUGACAUUGUCAACGGUGAUAACAAACCCAAAAUGGUGCUGCCAUCGGACAUCAGCCCUUCUUAUUGUAGCAAAAACAGAUGCGACUCAAGCUGCCUUAAUGGCUCAUGCUGGGCACCCGGUAUACAAAACUGUCAGACGUUCACAAAGCUGAACUGUGCAGAGCAGUGCUCUAAGAGAUGCAAAGGACCUUCCCCCGGAGACUGCUGUAAUGAGCAUUGUGCUGCGGGCUGCACAGGACCGCGGCCCAACGACUGUCUGGCCUGUCGGGACUUCCAGGACGAUGGGGUGUGUAAAGACUCCUGCCCAGGCCUCAUGCGCUACGACCCCAACCUGCACCAGCUGGUACCCAACCCACAUGGGAAGUACAACUUUGGGGCCACCUGCGUCAAGAGCUGCCCACGUAAGAUUGGAUAA